This is a messenger RNA of Varroa destructor (honeybee mite), 1663 nucleotides long. Its product is annotated as prostatic acid phosphatase-like. Gene Ontology annotation, biological process: dephosphorylation. The record is from RefSeq and is a predicted model, not a curated record. Gene Ontology annotation, molecular function: phosphatase activity. NCBI's taxonomy places the organism in Eukaryota, Metazoa, Arthropoda, Arachnida, Mesostigmata, Varroidae.
UCGUACUCAUAGGCGUCUGUUUAUGUUUUAUGUGGCCCCGCAAUGAUACGCCUCAGUAAAGGAUAAAAGCACGACGAUUACAAUACCGUAUCUCAGUGUGCUAGAGUCGUGCUUACUGUUCCAGAACCGUCAGUACUGUCACCGUGCUUAGGAUUUAGCUGACGAGCGAAGAACGAAAUGCGCAACCGCUGGAAUAUCGUUAAUUUCAUCAUCGUGUUUAUUGCCAUGCUUGGCGCCAGCAGCGGACGGGGCGCACAGCUCGAAGCUUCCAUACCUAAAGGAAACUUAACCACUGAGCAGUCAGCGAAUCACCUAUCACCUGUACCUCCAAAACUCAUCCACGUUGCCUUGCUCUUCCGUCAUACGGUUCGCGCACCGCGACUUUUACCAAUAAGUGACCCUCUACUCCGGUUGGAAUCCUUUCCGCGUGGCCUAGUACGGAGUACACGUAAAGGACUUCAAGCCGCCCGCAAUACGUCGCUCAUCUGGAAAGACUGGUACAAAAACUUCCUCACUGGCAACCCAAACGAGGUUUUCGCACGCAGCUCACAAGCCGAACGAUGCUAUGAGACACUCGCCAUGGUACUGCAUUCAUGGUAUCCCUCACCUGAUGACAUUCCUCUCAGCCAAGUGGCAAUCCGAAUGCCCCCACGUGGCACGGACAAAUACGUAGAGAACUGCGGUCAAAUGGCGUACACAGCUCGCCUUUACAACCCACAACAUCCAAUUCCGCACGAAAUUGCCAAGGAAGAAAACUUCUACACAGUUGGCCAGUACGUCGAUUUCCUCAGAAACAUGACAGGUGAGCAUAAUCAAUCGUUGAGCUACUUCUACAUGGCAUACAUGGAAGGCUUCGUGUCGAUUGACUUCGAGCAUCGAUUUACUAAAGAUGAUCACUGGAUAUUGAAGUACCCCAAGACAAGAGAGUUUUCCCGACUUUAUAUUCUCGAAAUCAGUAUCGACGUGCUCGGCCCUUAUUACGGGCACCACCUGUUAAACGGAAUCGCCGAUCAGCUGCAAAGCUCCUCAGAAGGCAGCUCUAAAUUUAAGCUGUCCCUCUUUUCGUUUCACGAUAUCAGUGUUCUUUCGUGUCUGCGUGCGUUAGGCAUCAGAAACAAGGCUGCUGAGCCACUUUCCACAAUGGCAUUCGAACUGUGGAAGCAUGAGACCCCUGGUAAGACUGAUCAAUUCCGUGUGGCUUUAAGAAUGAGUGAAGGCCUUACAACUAAUUGGGUCUAUCAGCCGGAUGAGUACCUAAAAAUGAAGAACGCCGGUGGCCAGGUAAUUGACGAAUUAGGUGAGGUUCUUCACAUUAUGAGAACCUUUUACGAGCAUAGGCUCAAUAUAACUAAUUGUGGAUAUUUUGGUAAUGAUGCCAAAAUUUAACUUGACGAGUGUCUAAGAAAUGUUACCACGGUUGAUAUUUAAAGUUGAUUUUAAAAAUCUUCGCAACAAUUCAGGUAAGGCUGUGAUUUGUACUGAAAACGUAUCGUGUUUGCCUAAGCUGAGUUGGUUCAAGAGUUAGCCACUUUUCGAAACGUUCAGUCGGUGAAGUUAAAUAUCAUUACAUAUUUCACCGAUUGAAACAAACACCAAUUCUAGUUAAAAUGAUUUAAUAGCUUUUUUAAACUCGAACUCAAUAAAGUUAUGUAUUUGCAUUCAA